Messenger RNA from Lottia gigantea (owl limpet), 3439 nucleotides. RefSeq lists its product as hypothetical. NCBI's taxonomy places the organism in Eukaryota, Metazoa, Mollusca, Gastropoda, Lottiidae. The transcript is spliced from 6 exons. The record is from RefSeq and is a predicted model, not a curated record. Bases 1 to 1224 code for a protein of 407 amino acids.
AUGCGAAUAGGAUUUAUUCAAUGUAAACUUGACAUCAUUGACAGCAAUUUAAAUGCAGAAUGCCGAGAAAAGACAAUGGAUAUUGUAUUCGCUAUCGAUUCAUCUAACGAUAUUUCUCGUAACGACUACUGGCGUCAGAUCCGGUUUGUAAGGGAAGUGGCUAGAAGAAUGGAUAUUAGUAAGAACAAGACCAGAGUUGGAUUAAUAGUUUAUGCUGACCAAGUUUUACAUCAAUUUGAUUUGAAUGACUACACCAAGAUGAAACCACUGUUAAAUCGUAUUAUAACUGCACGACGAACUGCUGGUGGAACUAGAAUUGACAAUGCUAUCAGAUAUGUUCGAACCAAGAGUUUCAGAAGAAGUGUCAGUAGAAACAACACAGCUCAGGUUGGUGUGAUUAUUGCUGGUACCAAGUCAAGGAAUCUUCAUAGAACUAAGAAAGAAGCUAACGAAGCUCGAAAGGCUGGUUUAACGUUAAUCUCUAUUGGUGUUGGUAGUGGUAUAGAACAACAAGAAAUGGAAGUCAUCGCUAAAGAUAAUAAUAAUAGCAACCGUGGAUUUAUUAUUGAUACUUUUGAUGAGCUGGAUGCUUUAAUUAAUGAUACUGUUGUUGAGGCGUGCAGAUCGAAAAUUGCUGAAAGACCAGUAUCUGAUCAACCUUGUGGAUUCAGACAGCAAGCCGAUUUAAUGUUUAUAUUGGAUAGUGUUAACGCUGGUAGAACUAACACCAAGAAAAGUUUAGAGUUUGUAAAAUCAGUGAGCAAAGCAGUGGAUAUUGAUAAAGAUAACAUACAAGUUGGACUUAUGUCAGCAGAAUGUGAACCAGGAAACGAAGGUUUUUCACUAGGAGCUCAUAGAAACCAACAUGAAUUAAUGAACGCUUUAACGGAGAAGAGAGGAACCGAUAUCACCAAGCUACUGAAAACCAUGAGGAGAAACUCCUUCAGGUCGAGUCAAGGUGCUCGUAAAGAUGCUAAGAAGGUAGCUGUAGUAGUGGUUGAUGGUAACCUAGAACAGCCAUUAAAAGCUUUACGAGAGGCAAGAUUUGCCCGGAUUCGAGGAGUAGAGGUGUAUGUGGUGGCCGUGGGGAAUGAUAAAGUUCAGAAAGAGAUGGAAAUGAUGUGUGAUGCACCGACUCAGCAACACUUUUUACGAGUAGAAAAUUAUGAUCAGCUGAAAACUCUAAAAACAGAGCUUAUUGAUAUGCUUUGUGACGAACUGUAAGAAAUAAGCAUGAUGUAUGAGAUUAUCUGUGAUAGAGAGAGAAUGUUGUAUAUUGGGGGACCAGGAAUUAACCUGAAUAAUGGUCAUCCCAUCACCGGUAUAUAAACCAACACUGAAUAGCUGACAUCUUUGCUGUGACUAUUUUCAAUUUUAUUAGGCCAAGCGUGGCUGAAUCUCUUAGUGUGUUACGUUUUCCCAAGAAAAGGCCGAUAUAUAACAAAACACAAUGCUGAUAAGAAUACUUUUUAAAAGGUUGUUACAAUAAAAACUGUUUCGCCAAUAUGAUAACGUAUUUGUGUAUCAGUAUCCGUUUGUACACCAAGCCAUAUUGAUGAUGCUAAGCUGUGCAAAGAAGAUGUCGCCUAAUCCCCUUACAAAAAGUGCUAGUAUAAUUUUAUCUAAAUAGUGCUAUGAACAUAGAACAUGAACAUCCGAAAGUGCUUUAUAAUCCAAAGACGCUAACCAAAGAAUACAAUCGAAGAAGAAGGCUAUGUCCGGUGUAUGGGAUGUGGAAGGAGAUAUUCGUUUGAGACGGGCAUGUGCAAUAUAGUGGUGCUAAAAGAAUUGAGACAAAUCUAUUUCUGACAUGACACUAUAAACAGGACUGCAUUAUUAAAAACUAUACAGAGAACAUUACCGCUUUUCAACUGCUACUUCGCUGAUGAUUUAGAAAUGUGUGAACCUAGAAUUUACCAACAUCGCUACGAGAGCAGGCAUAAGGACACUGAAACGUCAUUCCUGCUUUUGUAAACCCGUAUGCAAACCGGUAUAUCAUUUGUGUACAGGAUAGUUCGGCAUCAGUUCUGAAGAGUUCUUACAGCGUUCCAAGCAUACAUACUAGUGCUAUGCUUCAUACCAUUUGACUUCGAAGACUACACGUUUGUUAACAGUUCGUACCUUCACAUUGGUCGCUAAAACUAAAUACUGUUAUUAAAUUGUUAAGAUUGCCGAACUUAUAUUAUUUAGGUUUUGUUGAUAUUAUUUUGAACAUUCAGGCAAAACUUUUUUACCGUUUAGUAAUUUAGUUGCUUUUUAUAUUUUGUAAUCUGUACUACAUUUAAAUGCUGAAUCGAGUGCUUCAAACUAUACUGCUAGCUUCUCUAUUUUGUUUGAACGGCUUUGUAUAUAUUGUACAUAAUUCAUAUGAGAUUUUUAAAAAUUAUUCACAAUGGUCUGAUUAGUCAAGCACCCUUGUCCCUGUUACGACGUUCAUCUCUCAAAUAUGACUGAGGCUUUUUGGCUAGGGACACCCUAACCCUCAGACAGUUAUCAAAUAGUGCAUGCAUGAAGUAGUGUCUACCAAUUACAUGUUGAAACUUUUCAUUUGAUAACACUCGGAUAUCGAAACGAUUACGAACUAUUUCUGUUACCAAAGCCUUUGAUAUCUGUACUAUCAUAACAUGUGACUUACCUUGUACAUAAUUUUUAUUUAUGCUAGAUACAUAUAUCAUGGAUAAAUCAAACAAGUUAUACCAUAUUGUUUGUUGAGCAUUUAGGUAGGUUAGGUAAUUAUUGUUAUGCUUAGCAUGCUUAACUAUGCUUACUGAUAUACAUACAGUAGCAAAGAGCCAGUUCUGGUUAAACCUUAGUCCAGGCCAAGCGCUAUGUACAAUAUUACAAUAACAAUAUUUAUUACAUAGUAUGACAUAAAUUAAUUACAAAUUAUUUUUAGUUAUAUAGGUAGCUGAAUAGGUCAAUGUAAUUCCGGUGAAAUAUAUAGAAUUUGUACAUAGCUUUGAAAUUUGGUCCUUUUAGAAUACCCUUCUUUAAGACGAGAAGUUUAAAUACUUUCCUUACUAAGCGUUAAAUUUCUAAAAAAAAAUUUCUUUUUUUGAAAAGAAUAUGAGGUCUUUCUUAACUUAAAGAACCAGAAACGCUAUUCUGUACACUGCCCUCCUGUGCCAUUUUUACUUAGAUCAGACUUGAGCUGACUUUUUUUUUCUAAUGUGUUCCUCGAAAACUGCAUCUUUUCAUGUUCAUUUACUGAACAAAACGGUAGUAUUGAGUUAUUUUAGAUGAUUAGAGUCACCUGUUGUAAAUUAUAUUUGGAUUGCCUCUAAAAAUAUACGUGUAAUAUAAAUAUUAUUAUUCUGUUGUUAUAUUGUAAAUACUGUUGUUAUAUUAAAUGUAUUUUGUACAAUUUUAAAAUUGAUAUUUGCUAGUUAGUAGAUCGUAUUAUGUUAAUUCGCUGAUAGAAAAUAAAAGUUGAAAUACC